CAUCUAUUUCACAGUCUUGACUCACUUUAAUACCCGAGUGGAGUCCAAUUUUUGGCGCUCAAAUAACAGAACUUCCUCUGUAAACUUCCGGCAAGCUAUUUCCCAUCUCCCCCCUCUCUGAAUCCACUUUCCGGAUGAUCUCCUAAGUACUGAAAUUGAAUAAGUUAUCUGGGAUUAGUUCGAAGAAAUGUAUAUAAAGCAGAUUAUUAUUCAAGGGUUUAAGAGUUACAGAGAACAGAUUGAAACUGAAGAAUUCAGUCCUAAAGUUAAUUGUGUUGUUGGUGCUAAUGGAUCUGGAAAAACUAAUUUCUUUCAUGCGAUUCGAUUUGUACUGAGCGAUCUCUUCCAGAACUUGCGGAAUGAGGAUAGACACGCCCUUCUCCAUGAAGGUGCAGGACACCAAGUAUUAUCUGCCUUUGUGGAGAUAGUGUUUGAUAAUUCUGAUAAUCGCAUGCCUGUUGAUAAGCAAGAAGUGCGUUUGAGGAGAACUAUUGGUCUGAAGAAGGAUGAGUAUUAUUUGGAUAAAAAACAUAUCACAAAAACUGAAGUUAUGAAUUUACUCGAAAGUGCUGGUUUCUCUCGUUCCAAUCCUUACUAUGUUGUUCAGCAAGGAAAGAUAGGAAAGUUGACAUUGAUGAAAGACUCUGAGCGACUGGAUCUACUAAAGGAAAUUGGGGGCACCCGAGUCUAUGAAGAGAGACGCCGCGAGAGUUUGAAAAUUAUGCAAGAUACUGGUAAUAAGAGGAAGCAGAUAAUUCAAGUUGUUCAGUAUUUGGAUGAGAGACUUAGAGAGCUAGAUGAAGAGAAAGAGGAACUGAAAAAAUAUCAGCAGCUUGACAAGCAGCGGAGAUCUUUGGAAUAUACCAUUUACGACAAAGAACUCCAAGAAGCUAGACAAAAAUUGGAGGGGGUAGAAGAGGCUCGCAAUAAAGUUUCAGAAACAUCAGCCAAGAUGUAUAAUGAUGUGCUAGAUGCCCAUGAAAAUGCGAAGAAAUUAGAGAAGGAAGCUAAAGACCUCCACAAAAAUAUUCUAGUUUUGAGCAAAGAGAAAGAAGUUAUAGAGAAACAGCGGACGGAGGCAAUGAGGAAGCAUGCCCAGGUCGAUCUUGAUGUCAGAGAUUUAGAAGAGAGAAUUUCUGGGAGUAAGAGAGAGAAGGAGGAAGCUGCUGCGGAGCUUGAUGGUCUUGAAAGGAAAAUUCAGGAAUCCAAAAAUGAGCUGGAAACAAUUCGAUGUUCAUACAAUGAUCAGAUGGCGAAGGAAGAAGAAUUAACGAAAGGGAUAAUGGAUAGGGAAAAGCAGCUUAGCAUUCUGUAUCAAAAGCAAGGCCGUGCAACUCAGUUCGCUAACAAGGUUGCUCGAGACAAAUGGCUUCAAAAGGAAGUUGAUGAUCUUAAACGAGUUCUUUCCUCUAAUUUGGAACAGGAGAAAAAACUUCAAAAUGAAAUUCAAGGUCUUAAUUCUGGAUUGCAAAAUCAAGCUGCAUACAUUGAGGAACGUGAAACGGAGUAUAAGAAGCUGGAAUCAUGCAUUCCAAAGUAUCAGGACGGCUUUCGCAGUUUAAAGAAACAGAGGGAUGAAUUACAAGACAAAAGAAAGUCAUUGUGGGAGAGGGAAAGUGAACUUUCUUCAGAAAUUGAUAAGCUAAAGUCAGAAGUUCAAAAAGCUGAAAAGAGCCUUGAUCAUGCUACUCCUGGUGAUAUUAGAAGGGGAUUGAAUUCUGUCAGAAGGCUUUGUAGAGAUCACAAUAUUCGAGGAGUGUUCGGUCCAAUUAUAGAGUUGCUGGAUUGUGAAGACAAGUUUUUCACUGCUGUUGAAGUAACUGCUGGAAACAGCUUGUUCCAUGUAGUUGUUGAAACAGAUGAAAUAUCCACCAGAAUAAUUAGGUACCUCAAUUCAGAAAAAGGUGGGCGUAUCACUUUCAUUCCAUUGAACAGAGUGAAGCCCCCACACGUAAAGUAUCCGAACAAUGGUGAUGUUGUACCGCUGUUGAAAAAACUUAAAUUCUCUCCGCAUCAUAGUCCAGCAUUUCAACAGGUAUUUGGUAGAACGGUGAUUUGCAGAAACUUGGAUGUUGCCACUACAGUUGCUAAGGUGGAUGGUUUGGACUGCAUAACGCUGGAAGGGGACCAAGUAAGCAAGAAAGGUGCCAUGACAGGGGGAUUCUACGAUCAUAGGCGUUCAAAGCUGAAGUAUAUGGAUGCUGUUAAGCAAAACACUAAGGCUGUCACCAGCAAACAAGAGGAGUUGAACAAACUUAGAAGCGAACUUGAAGAGAUAGACCAGGAGAUAACGAAACUUGUCAGUGAACAGCAGAAAUAUGAUGCCGAGCAGUCCCAUAACAAGUCAGAGCUGGAGCAAAUCAGGCAGGAUAUUGUUAAUGCUAAGAAGCAAAGGGAAUCAAUGUCUAAGGCACUUCAAAAGAAGGAAAAGUUGCUUGCAAAUUCCCGUACCCAAAUUGACCAGCUCCAAUCUAGUAUAACUGCGAAAGAGCAUGAGAUGGGAACAGAUCUUGUUGAUCACUUGUUACCAGAUGAAAGAGAACUCCUAUCACGGUUGAACCCUGAGAUUACUGAACUGAAAGAAAAGCUCAUUGCUUGCAAAACGAACCGGAUAGAGACGGAAACAAGAAAAGGAGAGCUUGAAACCAAUCUAUCAACAAAUCUUGUAAGGCGGCAACAAGAGUUGUUGGCCAUAAGAUCGUCCGCCGACGCUGAUACAUUGCUUGGGGAAGUCGAACAGAAGAGACACGAUCGUAUUGAAGCCAAAGAAUAUGUUGAUGAUGCAACACAAAGGCUGAACAGAGUUUCUAAGAAAGUUGAUGAACACACGAAGCAAAUGAAAGAUAUCAAGGAUGAGAGAAAUAAGUUAAAAGCUCUAGAGGACAAGUACGAGCGUACGCUUCAGGAGGAGGCGAAAGCUCUUGAUCAACUACUAAGUAAAAGGAAUACUCUUUUAGCAAAACAGGAGGAUUGCAUGAAGAAAAUUAGAGAUUUGGGUUCUUUGCCCUCGGACGCCUUUGAAAAGCGCAAGAACAUCAAAGAGUUGCACAAAAUGCUUCACAAGUGCAAUGAGGAAUUACAGCAGUUUAGCCAUGUGAAUAAGAAGGCACUGGAUCAGUAUGUCAACUUCACGGAGCAAAGAGAAGAACUCCAGCAGAGGCAAGCUGAACUGGAUGCAGGCGAUGAUAAAAUCAAGGAGCUAAUCCAAGUUUUGGAUCAUCGAAAGGACGAAUCAAUUGAACGUACAUUCAAAGGUGUAGCUCGGCAUUUCCGGGAAGUAUUCUCUGAACUCGUGCCUGGUGGCCAUGGAUUUUUGGUUAUGAUGAAGAAAAAGGAUGCUGGUCAUGGAGAUGAUGAUCAUGAUGAGGAAGGGCCUCGUGAGGCAGAUGCUGAAGGGAGGGUUGAGAAAUACAUUGGCGUCAAAGUCAAGGUUUCUUUCACUGGUCAAGGGGAGACGCAGUCCAUGAAGCAGCUCUCUGGUGGUCAAAAAACUGUAGUGGCCUUGACUCUGAUCUUCGCCAUACAGAGAUGUGAUCCUGCUCCAUUCUAUCUUUUUGACGAGAUUGAUGCCGCACUAGAUCCACAGUACAGAACUGCUGUCGGAAAUAUGGUACGUCGCCUGGCAGACAUGGCAAAUACCCAGUUUAUAACCACUACUUUCAGAAUAGAGCUUGUGAAAGUUGCAGACAAGAUAUAUGGGGUGACGCAUAAAAAUAGAGUCAGUUUUGUAAAUGUGAUCUCCAAGGAUCAAGCUUUGCGCUUUAUCGAGCACGACCAGUCUCAUAAUGCUGAAUAGGGUUAGGCCGGACAGAGAAUACUCAACGACAUUAGUUACGAGGACAGAUGGCGAGUUGUUCAUCAGCAUCCAUUAAUUAUCACUAUGUAUAAUAAUAUACAUCCCGAGUUCUAACAUGUUCAAGCUUGGUAUAACCAAAUGUAGACUUUAAUUAAAUGGUGUGGAUUAUGUACAGUGAAGCAAGGAUGUCAGAUUUUCGUUUCCUUGGGGUUUUUAUGCAUUUUAUGGCGUCUGCUUUAUUGACAAGGCUCUUAUAAAAAGUCUUUUGCUCGGCAUUCCAGUUUAUCUUA
This is a messenger RNA of Papaver somniferum (opium poppy), 4086 nucleotides long. RefSeq names its product structural maintenance of chromosomes protein 3-like. Gene Ontology annotation, molecular function: protein binding; double-stranded DNA binding; ATP binding. Gene Ontology annotation, cellular component: chromosome. NCBI's taxonomy places the organism in Eukaryota, Viridiplantae, Streptophyta, Magnoliopsida, Ranunculales, Papaveraceae. The transcript has 30 exons. The record is from RefSeq and is a predicted model, not a curated record. Gene Ontology annotation, biological process: mitotic sister chromatid cohesion. Bases 188 to 3796 code for a protein of 1202 amino acids.